CACAUGCACAGCUCCUGGCAAAUCAAAAAAUUCGAAUAACCUUCAAAACCAUCACUCCGAAUUUUCGAUUGUGCAACGAGUGAAAGCUAAAUUAUAUACAAUUUGGAAGUGAAAGUAAAUUAAAAUUUCAGUCAUUUGGCCGAGGCUCCCUACCCUAUCAAGAUGUCCAAGUCUUUGCAGAACAUAAUAAAUGAUCGGGAAUUAUUUCGGUAUCGCAUUCACGCGGAAUUUGAGCAGAUCAAGCUCAAUCGUCAAAAAGCCGAAAGGACGUACGUACAGAUUAAGGAAAACCUCAAGCAAGAGCUCCUCAACCAGGAGACACUUCGGUGGUAUCAUUUCAAAAAUAAGAUUGAAAAUCAGCGGGAAAUUGCACGCAAGCGGUAUGGAAACAUUCCACUAGACAUGGUCUGCUUUCUAAAACCGAAGGACGAGUAUGAGCGUCAGGUGGAGAAAGCUAAGGAGGAGGCCGAGUUGGCAUUGGAGGAGCACCGUCUCUACAUGGCUGCGGCUGACCCAGCUCCAGAUAAAUAUGCAGCGAUUUCCCUUGAAAGUCCAGCAACAUCUCAAAGCAGCGUGAUGGAGAGAGAAGCGAGCCAUGAUCAGUUAUUUGUGGCCGGUUCGCGUGCAGAUUUGGUCAAACCUCAAGCCUCAAAACAGUAUCUUAAAAACUCCAAGAAGUAAUAUCCAUCCAUCUCCCAAUCAGCUGAAAAAUGUACCUGAUGAAAAAUAUUAUUAAUUAGAUUUGCAAUUCGAUCAUUAAAAUUCUUAAGUCUUUAA
Messenger RNA from Drosophila miranda, 777 nucleotides. RefSeq lists its product as uncharacterized. The coding region runs from base 163 to 681 and encodes 172 amino acids. NCBI's taxonomy places the organism in Eukaryota, Metazoa, Arthropoda, Insecta, Diptera, Drosophilidae. The record is from RefSeq and is a predicted model, not a curated record. The transcript has 4 exons.